Messenger RNA from Cylicostephanus goldi, 662 nucleotides. The record is from the annotation of a GenBank genome assembly. Lineage: Eukaryota; Metazoa; Nematoda; Chromadorea; Rhabditida; Strongylidae.
AUGGGAUGGGACAUCUCUUUUGAUGACCUCUCGGCUACAGCUGUUGAUGACGAUGCAUUAAAGGACCGCUACUCCAUACAAGCAUUUGAAUGGCUGCAAGAAUGUUACGUUCGACAAGUGAUAGUGGAGUUUGCGCCCGGUAUUCUGACUGUAAGAAAGCCACGAGGACAUAUUUUGAGAAAGAUGAUUUUCCCGGAAAACGCCGAUGUCAUAGUCUAUCACAGUCUACCCAAUGCGUCAACUAUUCAUGGACCCUAUUGCCUUAUCAAGCUGAGGAAGACGCACGACUUGGUUCUCCGUUUGCCAUCCGACAAACAUUUGCCCGAGUUCUUGGCUGCACUCACUCUUUGUCUGAAGAAGUUUGAUGGUCGAGUAACUGCUAUCCCCACACCGAAUGAAAUUCUAUUGGAUAAGGCUGAGACCAAGGUGGGUAAAGAAACGGAACUUUUGCGCACUCAGUACAGUAACAGAGCGGUCAUUUUGCACCAACAGUGUGACAGUAACCCGGUAAAGCAACCAAAUUUGGACAAAACCGGUGAGAUUACGAUAGCAUGCAAUAGUUGCCACAGCUACAAUAUUGUAGCGGUCAUUCUGCACCAACAAUACAGUAAUCUUGGUAAAACUAUUAUUCCCAUUUUUCCUGUCUUGGCACAAGCCUAAUU